This is a messenger RNA of Thlaspi arvense, 4405 nucleotides long. NCBI's taxonomy places the organism in Eukaryota, Viridiplantae, Streptophyta, Magnoliopsida, Brassicales, Brassicaceae. The record is from the annotation of a GenBank genome assembly.
AAAAAAACUACCACACGGGGAAAAAAGGAGUCACUUAAAAAAGUUCCGAUUGGGCUUCCGGUUUCCGGAGUAGGACGGUCCUAAAAACAAAUUGAGAAAAGAAAAUCGAGUUAGUACUACUACUAAAGGACGGAUUUUUCUUUUCCGAUUUCUUCGAGAAUCUCGCGAUCCCUCGAGCUUCUGAAUUGAGCUUUGUUUGUUCAUAUAAUUGGGUCUAAGUUCUCAACAGGGCAAUCAACCAUUUACGGCUGCAAUCUUUCAGUCCUGAGUUCACUGAAGGGUUCCUGCUUGGCCUGCUAAUGAAAUUUUGCAUGUGGAGUUGAUUAAAUACCUACCUAUAUCUGCAAAUGUCAAGUUUACUUAAUUCUUCAAUAAACGGAUCCACCUCGAAUCUAUCAGACGGUUCAGGGAGAACAUUUACUUCUUCCUUCUCUGGUCAGUCUGGGGCAGCGUCUCCAGCUUUCCAUCAUGCUGGAUCUAUGCAGGGUCUUCAUAAUCUCCAUGGAAACUUUAAUGUCCCCAACUUGUCCGGUACCCUCGGGUCGAGAAACUCAGGUCUAAACGGUGUUCCUUCUGCUGGUGUUCAACAACAAAAUGGGAGUAUUUCAAAUGGAAGAUUUGCAUCCAGCAAUCUUCCGGCUGGGCUCUCUCAGAUAUCUCAUGGUAGCUCUCAUGGACACUCAGGACUCGCUAACAGAGGAGGAUUGGGAGUUUCUUCAAUUAUGGGGAAUAUGGUUGGUGGAGGCUCAAUGGGCAGGACUUUGAGCUCCGGCGGAGGAUUAUCGAUCCCGAACCUUGGUUCUCGGCUUAAUUUGGCAGUGAAUAGCGGAUCUGGAAACAUUGGACAGAAUCGAAUGAUGGGAUCUCCGCAGGUUCUUUCUAUGCUUGGGAAUUCGUACCCUACAGGUGGGGGGCUUUCCCAAAAUCAUGUUCAAGCAAUGAACAGUCUAAGCAAUCUGGGAUUGCUGAAUGAUAUGAACUCCAACGACACUUCUCCGUUCGAUAUAAACAAUGAUUUUCCUCAGCUCACAAGCCGCCCCAGUUCUGCCGGCGGUCAAGGGCAAUUGGGGUCUCGACUGAAACAAGGCCUUGGACUCAGCCCCAUAGUUCAGCAAAACCAAGAGUUCAGUAUCCAAAAUGAAGAUUUCCCUGCACUGCCAGGAUAUAAAGGUGGUAAUGCUGAUUAUCCAAUGGAUUUGCAUCAUAAAGAACAACUCCAUGACAAUUCAAUUUUAAUGAUGCAAUCUCAACAGUUAUCUAUGGGAAGGUCCGGUGGGUUUAACUUAGGUGGAGGGUAUACAUCACACCGUCCUCAACAACAACAACAUGCUCAAGCUGUGAGUAGUAGUGGUGUCUCCUUACAUGGUUCUGACAUCUUCUCAUCCUCGCAUCCGUCUUACCACUCGCAGACCGGUGGACCUACGGGAAUUGGAUUAAGAUCUAUGAAUGCUGCAAAUUCUGUCACUGGGAUGGGUUAUGAGCAGCCCCUCCAGCAAUAUCAGCACCAUCAAAACACGUCUCAGUAUCGAUUGCAGCAGAUGUCAGGUGCUAGCCAACCUUUCAGAGACGUGGGAUUAAAACCAAUGCAGGGGACGCAAUCAAAUCCUGAUCGGUUUGGCUUGCUCGGUUUGCUUAGUGUCAUAAAGAUGAGCGACCCUGACUUGACUACUUUGGCACUUGGGAUUGAUCUGACGACACUGGGGUUAAACUUGAACUCAACAGAAACUCUUCAUAAGACUUUUGGCUCGCCUUGGUCCAAUGAACCCUCUAAAGGUGAUCCCGAGUUCAGUGUACCGCAGUGUUACUACGUAAAAAGACCUCCUCCUCUACAUCAAGGGCUCUUUUCAAAACUAUUGGUGGAAACAUUGUUUUACGUAUUCUAUAGCAUGCCGAAAGAUGAGGCGCAGUUAUACUCAGCAAAUGAACUUUACAAUAGGGGCUGGUUCUACCACAAAGAACACAUGUUGUGGUUCAUGAGAGUCGGGGAACCUCUUGUGAAAUCAAAUGCGUAUGAAAGAGGGUCGUAUCACUGUUUUGAUCCAAACUCGUUUGAGAUCGUUCAAAAGGAAAAUUUUGUUCUUUAUUACGAGAUGCUGGAGAAGAGACCGUCCCUAUCUCAGCAGAGUGUAAACUAUCCCUAAUUUGGUAUUGAUAAUGUAAAUGUCCUACCAAAAGUAUCCAUCUGUUAGGAAAUCCUUAUAGAACAGGAACCAGUUUCCAUCAUGUAUCCUUUUCCGAAUUUAGCUCUUGGGUUUUAUUUAUACAUCUCCUAGUAACUUUUGUUGUUGAUCAUAUAUAGCUGAAUAUCUCUUCAAGCUAUAUAUAGGUUAUAAAAAUAGAUAUUGGGUUAAAAAUGGGAACAAAAGUGAAAUAUGUUCAGGAUAUUCGUUCUGCCCAGCCCUAAUUAAAUCAAUACACAUUUCAGAAUCUGUGUUGCAUCAGAGUAUCGUUAGAGUUAGAUUGCAUACAUUUUCUUACACUCGUUUUGGAGAACAUCAGUAUCCGUAAGCUGGGGAAUUCCCCAAGACCCAGAUACACUGUUGAUGGAGGAUCUUCGAAUGUUUCUUGCGUUGGCGGCUUCGAUCUUAUGCUGUAUAAUCCAGUAGCACAUGGUCCCUAAGGUCGUGAUCAUGAUGGUUGCACCGAUAGCAGUCACCCAAAUGGCUAGCCACUUCUCUUCUUCACCAACAACAACAAAGGACAGAGCCAAAAAGGCAACAGAGAUGAGAACACAGGCAAGCCACAUGAGCUUGUUUAUCACAGCCAUCAUCUGCUUCUUGGCCUUGCUCUCUAUCACCACCACUGAUGUCUGAACCACCACAACUGCUAAGGAGAUGAAGAGUGCGAUCGAAUCAAAGAUGAAGAAUAUAAUGAAGGGAGUCGUCGAUGCAAUAUUCGCCUCCCCGAGGGAAUGCCCUUCUGGAAUCUUGCUUUCGUCUUCUACAUACUGACCCGGGACGGUGAAAAUGGCUGCAAACGCGACCGUUGCAAUCAGAACGGCGACAACAGUGGUCGAGUUGAUUGCAUUGUUGAGACCUUCCGUGUGCAUUUUGUUGAGCUGUUUGGCGAUUCCUUGAACACGUUUCCUUGUCUGGCGUGUAUGUUCGAGCUGGUUGUGUACCUCAUGCUUGAUAUCGCUGACCGUUUGUUUCAGCUCACGAGCAGGGUUAGGCCCAGAGGACGGCUUAAUGGUCUUGGCGCUGGGAACACCAUGCUUUUGUAAGAUAAGAGCCACCUCUGGAUUCCCAAUCUUCUCUGCUGUGUCAAGUGCGGUUUCCCCAGUUCGGUUAACAGCUUUUGUGUCGGUCAUGUUGUUGGCUAGUAGCAGCUUAACGAUCUGAGAUCUUCCUUUUCGUGCUGCAAUGUGCAACGCCGUGUUUCCCUUUGUGUCGGCUAUAUUGAUAGACGACCUAUCCGCUUUGAUAAGCUCCUCCACGACCUCGACGUUUGUUCCUUUAGCCGCCAUGUGAAGCGCUGUUUGGCCCUUCUUGUCCAUCCUAACUGCAAUCGCCGGUUCCGACGCCAAGAGAGCUUUGACGACUUUGACAUGCCCGUUCCUUGACGCAGAGUGCAACGCCGUCUUACCGUUGCUCUUGGCAAUUCCGGCGAGGCUGCUUCCCAGUUCCAACAGAAACUUCACCACUUCCGUGUGUCCUUGUGUUGCCGCUGUGUGCAGUGCCGUAGUAUUCAGUAGAUCAACCGUCAUCGCUAGCUCCGAAUGAGCUUCUGCUAGAACCUUCAACACAUCUAGAUCUCCUUGCUUGGCAGCAAUGUGGAAAGCAUCGAAACCGUUCCUUGCUUUGAUCUCAACGAGAGAAAGAUCAUAGCAAUUGAUCAUCUCCUUGACAAUCUCCACAUCACCAUACUCUGCUGCAACAUAGAGCGCGGUUUCGCCUGAUUGGUUCUGUUUUCCCAACAGCUCAUUCAACUCUGACUCUCUGGUUUUUGUAAGAAUGUCGACGACUUGGUCUUUGUUUCCACGUCUCACUGCUGAAUGAAGCAGCGUAUCUUCCCGUUUUCCCGUCAGCUGUUUCGCCAUUUUCUUCUUUGGCACGCCACAACCCGCCACCUUGUCUUCUUCCCCUUCCAUUUGUUGAGAAAAUGUAAGUGACAGAAAAAGUUUGGUGGUCUUGUUCUGAUUAAGAAGUAGGAAGAGAGAAGACGAAGAGGAAAGAAACAAGGUUAAUAAAGUGUUUUAUAUAUAUAUAAAUAAAAAAUUUGGACAUGAGAGGCACAUGUAAAGCAACGCAAUCACUUUUGUUGUGUCUUUGUAUGUAAAUCGAUCAACCAAUAAUCGAAAACGAAUCUAUUACAAAAAUUAUUUGAGUUACUUUCUUGAAAGGUAGGGAUCAUGACACCCUUCAGCAUUAUGUACAUUGCAUUUUAUAAAUUUUUUUAAAAAAAC